GCGUGUGAAGGGCAUCAUAAGAAACGAAAGAAAAAGCUCAUCGGUUUUGUUUAUUUAGCUCGUUGGUUGUUUCGAAAACUUUAACAAUUUUCUUUUGACCAGAAAAAAAAUCAAAAAAUGAUGUCAUUUGGAGCUUCAAGAUUAUUGUCUCGUUUACGUUUGAUUCGUUUGAAUCGUCGAAACAUGUCCAGUCAUGAUGUACCGGAGAAAUAUCGUCAUUUGGUUCGAUUGGAUAUGAAUAAGGGUUAUCCGGUACCGAAUCAACUAUAUUCAGAAGCCUAUUCAGCUCGACAAUCUAAAUACAAUAAAAUGCUUGGUUUAUCUGCAUUGUUUUUGCUUUCAGCUAUGGGCUAUUGUUCAAUGAAUGGUACAUUUGAAUUUUUAUCACCACCACCACGUAAAGUUAAUAUUCCAUUGGAUCAACUUCGUUGAUUUUAUUUGAAAAAUGAUAAAAAAUUCGUUGA
Dermatophagoides pteronyssinus (European house dust mite) is the source of this 464-nucleotide messenger RNA. RefSeq lists its product as uncharacterized. The record is from RefSeq and is a predicted model, not a curated record. NCBI's taxonomy places the organism in Eukaryota, Metazoa, Arthropoda, Arachnida, Sarcoptiformes, Pyroglyphidae.